Galeopterus variegatus (Sunda flying lemur) is the source of this 1178-nucleotide messenger RNA. RefSeq names its product thyroid hormone responsive (gene THRSP). The record is from RefSeq and is a predicted model, not a curated record. The coding region runs from base 15 to 464 and encodes 149 amino acids. The transcript is spliced from 2 exons. NCBI's taxonomy places the organism in Eukaryota, Metazoa, Chordata, Mammalia, Dermoptera, Cynocephalidae. Gene Ontology annotation, cellular component: cytosol. Gene Ontology annotation, biological process: regulation of lipid biosynthetic process.
AGAGAAAAGCGGCCAUGCAGGUGCUUACCAAGCGCUACCCCAAGAACUGCCUGCUGACCGUCAUGGACCGGUACUCAGCUGCGGUACGCAACAUGGAGCAGGUGGUGAUGAUCCCCAGCCUUCUGCGGGACGUGCAGCUGAGUGAGCACAGGGGCCCGGCUGAGCCUGGGACCCCUGAUCUCUACACCUACUUCACCAUGCUUAAAACCAUCCGCGUGGACGUGGACCACGGGCUGCUGCCGCGGGAGGAGUGGCAGGCCAAGGUGGCAGGUGAAGCUGAUGAGUCAGAGAAUGAAGCUGCAGAGAUAGAGGAGGCUGAGGACGAGAGGGCCUCAGAGGAGCUGGACCUGGAAGCCCAGUUCCACCUGCACUUCUCCAGCCUGCAUCACAUCCUUACCCACCUCACCAUGAAAGCUCAGGAGGUGACGAGGAAAUACCAGGAAAUGACGGGACAGGGCCUGUAGGCCUCGGACCCUAGGGAAGAUAACUUUACAUGAUAGAAAGCAGACUCUGUGAUGAGGACACGGAGCAGUUCACUAGCCCUGAUGAUGAGACCAGAAAGGCCUGGACCUGUAGCUAGAAGUGAAGGCAACUCAGUUCUUCGGAAUGCUUCUCUACCUUCCUCUGAACACCAAUUCCUGGACUUACUGGCUUCAAUCACCGGCUUACCUUUAGGAUGUUUGCUGCUAUUCACAGCUCCCCUUACUCCUUUCUCUAGCUUGGGGUAGUGACCAGUGGUUUAUGAGGGACUAGACAAAGUUACCUGUCCAGUGUGGUACAGUAGAAAGAGAACUGGUGUUAGCAUGUGACCAAAGUUCACAUCCCUCCUCUUGGCAGUCAAUCACUAUGUGAUCUCAGGCAAGUUAUUUAAACCAUUGGAGCCUAAAUUCCCUCAUGUAUAAAAUGGGGAUAAUAUUAUCUACCUCACAAGAUUAUGAAAAUUAAACAGAUGAUGAAUCAACCUGGCACGUAGAAGCUAUUAUAAUAGGCUGAUUUUUUCUCCAACUCUCAUCUAUGUUAUUUGCUCUAGCCCUUGCUUUUUACUCUACAGAAGAGGCAGCAGAGUCCCAUGGGUUGAGUAGUUCACCCUCUUGUACCUGCUGACCACUGAUGAGGCCGAGCCUAUGUGAACUAUAAACCUAUUCAUUGCUGUAGCAAUAAAGAAAUAAAACCUUGUA